AUGAUCGUCGUCAAGGAGCAAGAUGGAUCUCUUACAGUGACGUCGUCUGCUUGGAAAAUGAACGAGUGGCGGAGAUAUUUAAGCAUAAGCAGAAGAAUUCUUAAUCAUUAUGAGACGCUCAAUUUGAGCGCUUCUGCAACGCCACAGCAGAUAAAGACAGCAUUUUACACGUUAAGCAAGGAGUAUCACCCAGAUAAGAAUGACAGCCCAGAUGCUAAGCGUGUGUAUCAGUCCAUUACUGAAGCUUAUUCGAUACUCGGUGAUGCGCCGUCGAGGCGUAAUUAUGAUAGGCAGAUGGAUAGCACACCUAUUACACCAUACGGAUAUCCUUCAAAUGCAGGUUUAGAUAAUAGGCGCAGGCAGAGAGCAAAUUACGCGUGGACACAGCAAGGAAAGCAUCAAGCACAACAGAGGAGUAAUUGGAAGAAAUACCAGCAGGAAUCGAGCUAUUUUAAUGACUCAGCUCGCUCUCACGCGUGGUGGACAGAUAUUUAUCAGCGUCGAAGUCGGCCGGGGAAGAGAGAAGAUGGAUCGGUUGAUAACAAAUUUCUUAAGGACUCAACAUUCUGGAGAUAUAUGCACACUUUCAGCUUAUUUGGGCUACUCUUUGGAUUCGCUGGACUUUUGCGGUAUGGCUCAGAGGCUUCACCAGCGCAGAAGAAAACUGGAAAUAGAGCAGACAACUCAGCGUUAAGCUUAGAAGAUAAAUAA
Wallemia ichthyophaga EXF-994 is the source of this 711-nucleotide messenger RNA. RefSeq names its product DnaJ-like protein subfamily B member 9. The transcript is spliced from 3 exons. Bases 1 to 711 code for a protein of 236 amino acids. Lineage: Eukaryota; Fungi; Basidiomycota; Wallemiomycetes; Wallemiales; Wallemiaceae. The record is from RefSeq and is a predicted model, not a curated record.